Elephantulus edwardii (Cape elephant shrew) is the source of this 1348-nucleotide messenger RNA. It is a transcript of the gene CDK7, whose product is annotated as cyclin-dependent kinase 7. The coding region runs from base 150 to 1190 and encodes 346 amino acids. Lineage: Eukaryota; Metazoa; Chordata; Mammalia; Macroscelidea; Macroscelididae. Gene Ontology annotation, biological process: protein phosphorylation; positive regulation of transcription by RNA polymerase II. The record is from RefSeq and is a predicted model, not a curated record. Gene Ontology annotation, molecular function: ATP binding; cyclin-dependent protein serine/threonine kinase activity; RNA polymerase II CTD heptapeptide repeat kinase activity. Gene Ontology annotation, cellular component: transcription factor TFIIK complex; cytoplasm; transcription factor TFIIH holo complex. The transcript is spliced from 12 exons.
CCCCGCCCAUCCCGGAAGUACAGGCGGAGCUACUAAAGCGCCGCAUCUGACUGAGCGGAAGAGGCUGUUGGAGGCGCCAGGGUAACUUUAAAUUUACCGUAGUCUUUGGAGCUUGUCCCUUUCUGCUUUGGUCGGAAUUCGCGACCCCGAUGGCUUUGGACGUGAAGUCACGAGCUAAGCGUUAUGAGAAACUGGACUUCCUUGGAGAGGGACAGUUUGCCACAGUUUAUAAAGCCAGAGACAAGAACACCAAUCAAAUUGUCGCCAUUAAAAAAAUCAAACUUGGACAUCGAUCAGAAGCUAAAGAUGGUAUAAAUAGAACAGCUUUAAGAGAGAUUAAAUUAUUACAGGAGCUAAGCCAUCCAAAUAUAAUUGGUCUCCUUGAUGCUUUUGGACAUAAAUCUAAUAUUAGCCUUGUAUUUGAUUUUAUGGAAACUGACCUAGAGGUUAUAAUAAAGGAUAAUAGUCUUGUGCUGACACCAUCACACAUCAAAGCAUAUAUGUUGAUGACUCUUCAAGGAUUAGAGUAUUUACAUCAACAUUGGAUUCUACAUAGGGAUCUGAAACCAAACAACUUGUUGCUUGAUGAAAAUGGAGUUUUAAAACUAGCAGAUUUUGGCUUGGCAAAAUCAUUUGGGAGCCCCAAUAGAGCUUACACGCAUCAGGUUGUAACCAGGUGGUAUCGUGCUCCUGAGUUACUGUUUGGAGCUAGGAUGUAUGGUGUGGGCGUGGACAUGUGGGCUGUUGGUUGUAUAUUAGCAGAGUUGCUUCUAAGGGUUCCUUUUUUGCCAGGAGAUUCAGACCUUGAUCAGCUAACAAGAAUAUUUGAAACUUUAGGCACACCAACGGAGGAGCAGUGGCCUGACAUGUGUAGUCUUCCAGAUUAUGUGACGUUUAAGAGCUUCCCUGGAAUCCCAUUGCAGCACAUCUUCAUUGCCGCAGGAGAUGACUUGCUAGACCUCAUACAAGGCUUAUUCUUAUUUAAUCCGUGUACUCGAAUUACAGCCACACAGGCAUUGAAAACAAAAUAUUUUAGUAAUCGGCCAGGGCCUACACCUGGGUGUCAGCUGCCAAGACCAAAUUGUCCAGUGGAAGCUUUAAAAGAGCAGCCAAACCCAGCUGUGGCAACAAAACGGAAAAGAACAGAAGCCUUGGAGCAAGGAGGAUUACCCAAGAAACUAAUUUUUUAAGUAAACGAAACAGUAUUUUAUGGCUGAGGAAAUAAUGGAAAAGGCAAGUAAUGCAAAAAUAGUGAACAUUAUAUGUUGUAGAACUGAAUUUGUAAAUAUUCUAUACAUGUAAAAAUAUAUGAAAUGGCAUGUUAUUUUUAUUAAAUGUAUUUUAAAAU